AUGAUCGAAAACUGGUUUAAGAACUCCAACGGCAAAACGACACCCGAAAUUUCGUCGUUUCAGUCGCUCUGCGCGCUCCUCUGGCGAUCCGUGACGCGCGCCAGGAAAUUGCCUUCCUCUCAAACGACGACAUUCAGAAUGGCUGUGAAUUGCCGUCAAAGGCUGGAGCCCAAGCUGGACGCGUACUAUUUCGGGAACGCAAUCCAGAGCAUCCCGACGUACGCGACGGCUGGAGAGGUGCUGUCGAACGACGCACGGUGGUGCGCGGAGCAGCUGAACAAGAACGUGAAGGCGCACGACAACGACAAGGUGCGAGGUGUCGUAAAGGAUUGGGAGAGGGACCCGCGGGUGUUUCCGCUUGGCAACUUGGACGGUGCGACGAUGACGAUGGGGAGCUCACCGAGAUUUCCGAUGUACGACAACGAUUUCGGGUGGGGGAGGCCUUUAGCAAUUCGGAGCGGGAGGGCGAAUAAAUUUGACGGAAAGAUAUCGGCGUUUCCGGGGAGGGAAGGAGCUGGGAGCGUUGAUCUUGAGGUGGUUUUGGCGCCUGACACUAUGGCUCUGCUUGAAACGGACUCUGAGUUCAUGCAAUACGUGUCGAGCUGA
Molecule: messenger RNA, 606 nt
Organism: Prunus armeniaca (apricot)
Lineage: Eukaryota; Viridiplantae; Streptophyta; Magnoliopsida; Rosales; Rosaceae
Source: the annotation of a GenBank genome assembly